AUGUAUCCCUCACAGUCCUCACAAUCUUCCGCGGCGACCGCAGCAAUCCCAACGGAUACUAGUCUCGAAGCGGUCAUGGAAAACGUCACAUAUCACCUGCCUUCACCUGGUGAGGAUGCAGUCAAAGUAAUGCUUCUUGAUGGCUCAAUCGCUCAGCUCAUGGCAAAUAAAGUCAUUAUUGGCACUCAAAGUGUGACCAUCCCUUCAGAUCUAACCAGCUCCACUGAACUUCCCGGCGGUAUCACGGCCAAACCUGGGGAGGCCACUAAACCCGAUGACGACGACCAGCACGACGGCGGAGUUGUUGGUCUAUUUGGGGCACUGGGCGGAAUAGCCAAAGGCACGACAUCAGCCGUUGGAGGCGCCGUUGAUGGAAUUGGCGCUGUCACUACGGGCGCCUUGGCCUUUGCUGGAGGUACCACUGGCACAGCCGCCAGCUUAUCCGCUCCGCUCUCCGGCGCCAUCGGCGAAAUGGGCAAAUUCGUUUCCUCUAUCAAUAGCAUCCACAAGUCUUUUCCCGGCAGUCAGCUCACCCAGGCCGCACUAGAUACCUUCAACGGCGCAAAGAAGCUUGCUCGGCAGUCGUUGAACUGGAUGAAGUCGACCCAGAACCUAGUCCAGAACUUCGACAAGUUACCAGUCGAGGUGCAGUCCCAGGUCAAGAACAGGGCUGGGGAGUUUUUAAAAACCGGUGGCACCUUAGCUCAGUGUAAAGCUGCAUUGGAAGCUUUCCAGGACUUUCCUUGGGAAGAGGCGAAAGUACCGAAUCAGACGGCGGAAGUGAGCGCGACGACUAAGCCGAUGGAGAAAACUUCGAUUCAGAGUAUUCCGGUCAUGUCUAUUAUGUCUACAGCACAGAGUACGAGCAUACAGUCUUCUACGGCGACGACUUCUACUAUGCAGUCUUCUAGUUCGACGACUACAUCGAGUCAGAGCUCAUCUUCUACUAGUGGUUCACCGACGCCUACUGCAUUCAAUGAUACUACCCAUACGAUCUUCACCAAGCCUGGAACAUCAUCUGAGGCUUUCAAAAAAUUUGUCUCUGAGCUGGAUGGAGGAAAAGGACACCUGUACGAUUUCGUAUCAGAUAAACGCCAUAUGUAUCUCACCAAUUUGAACGAAACCCAGGCCUCCGAACUAAAACAACAGUACAGCUUCAUUGAGGUAAUACUUGGCAGGCGUAUGCUCGACGAAAGUAUUGAUGGAAGCCUGGAAGAGUUUCGGGUGGUCGAUAGGAGUCGACGUGAGGGAAAAAGAGUCGGAGACAUACAAACAGCCGACACUCCAGUAAAACCUAGCUGGUCUCCGGAUCCUUUGAUACCAUUGUCUCAUUUGUUUCGUCGGACUCUGCUAGCUCCGGCUCCUGAUGCACCUUGA
This is a messenger RNA of Pyrenophora tritici-repentis Pt-1C-BFP, 1377 nucleotides long. Its product is annotated as FAP domain containing protein. The record is from RefSeq and is a predicted model, not a curated record. Lineage: Eukaryota; Fungi; Ascomycota; Dothideomycetes; Pleosporales; Pleosporaceae.